GUCCCACAACGCCCUUUCCUCCAGGUAUAUAUAAGGGGAGCAGCCAGGUAGUAGCAUCAGUCUCAAUUACUACUACACCAUGAACGCUAAGGUCAUCUUCCUCCUGGGUCUGGUGGCGGUGGUUGCCGCAGACAAGCUUCCUACCUCCUAUGGUCCACCUCCCCAGGUAUCCAGGUACGCCUCAUCUGAGGAGGAGUCUGAUCCCCCAAAGUAUGUCUACAACUGGAACGUGCAGGACAGCUACUCUGGCAAUGACUUCGCCCACCAGGAGGACCGUGAAGACGACAACACCAAGGGGUCGUACACCGUGCAGCUUCCCGACGGUCGUCUGCAGACUGUUACAUACUACGUGGACGGUGACUCAGGCUACGUGGCCGAGGUCAGCUACCAGGGUGAGGCUCAGUACCCCGAGUCUGAAGAGUCCAGGGAGUACGCCCCACCCAGGCCCCGGUACUCCGCCCCCCAGUCUGAGGAAUCUGUGGAGGCUCCCGUGUACUCUCCACCCAGGCGAUCAUACGGUGCCCCUCAGUAACUCGUUCACGAAAGAGGACAUACGACUAUACAUGUUUUAACACCAUUGUUUCCUAAGACUAUUUUCAGUCAUGAAAUUUUUGUAAAUUAUUCCAAAUUAUGUUUAUCUCCAACUUCAAAUAUCUUUAAGAAUUUCUCAGAAUUUAUCUCUUACUUUCUUCAGAUGGAGAUAAUAUUCUCUUCUUUCUUUAAUCUGUAUUGCACUUUCUCGAGUGAAAUUUCUCUACUAUUAUAUGUACCAUUAUCUUACUGUGAAUAUUUAUUAAACUGAAUAAAUUAUGAAGAAUGAA
Molecule: messenger RNA, 821 nt
Organism: Homarus americanus (American lobster)
Lineage: Eukaryota; Metazoa; Arthropoda; Malacostraca; Decapoda; Nephropidae
Product: cuticle protein 21-like
Exons: 3
Coding region: 80-532 (150 amino acids)
Cellular component (GO): extracellular matrix
Source: RefSeq, a predicted model, not a curated record